Drechmeria coniospora is the source of this 780-nucleotide messenger RNA. RefSeq names its product monothiol glutaredoxin-4. Lineage: Eukaryota; Fungi; Ascomycota; Sordariomycetes; Hypocreales; Ophiocordycipitaceae. Gene Ontology annotation, molecular function: 2 iron, 2 sulfur cluster binding. The transcript is spliced from 2 exons. Bases 1 to 780 code for a protein of 259 amino acids. The record is from RefSeq and is a predicted model, not a curated record.
AUGUCGAAGAUUACAGAAAUCACCAGUUUCUCCCAGUGGGAGCAACUGGUAUCCUCGAUACCCGCCACUACCCUCCUCAUCGUCUCCUUCCAUACUCCAUGGGCCGCGCCGUGUGCCCAGAUGGCGACGGUGCUCGCGACACUUGCAUCCGAACACCCGGUUUCCGAGCCGCCGAGCAGCGUGUGGGUGUCGAUCGAUGCAGAGAAGCUGAGCGAUGUCAGCGAGAUGUACAAUGUCACCGCCGUUCCCUUUUUGGUCCUGCAGAGGAACGGCCGAGUCAUCGAGUCGGUCAGCGGCAGCAGUGCAGUCAAGGUCCGGACAGCCAUCGAGACCCAUAUGCAACCUGGCAUAAAUGCGUCCUCCAUCGAGGGUGCGGCGAACGGCAUCGAGCAGCCGAACGGGGACAGCAAGAAGGACGAAACCCCUGCGGAUCCGGUGAAGCAGAAGGAGGAACUGUUCAAGCGCUUGGAAGAUCUCGUCAAGGCCGCGCCAGUCAUGCUCUUCAUGAAAGGGACACCGAGCUCUCCGCAGUGCGGAUUCUCUCGGCAGUUGGUGGGCAUCUUGCGAGAGGAUUCCGUCAAGUACGGCUUCUUUAACAUCCUCGCCGAUGACGAGGUUCGGCAGGGACUGAAGGAGUACGCCGAGUGGCCAACCUACCCCCAGCUGUGGGUGGACGGGGAACUCAUCGGUGGCCUGGAUAUUGUCAAGGAGGAGCUCGGGAACAAUGCGGACCUCUUCAAGCCCUUCGCCGUCAACGGCUCUGACGCCAUGGCACCAUGA